Molecule: messenger RNA, 1825 nt
Organism: Nannospalax galili (Upper Galilee mountains blind mole rat)
Lineage: Eukaryota; Metazoa; Chordata; Mammalia; Rodentia; Spalacidae
Gene: Rab32
Product: RAB32, member RAS oncogene family
Exons: 3
Coding region: 152-823 (223 amino acids)
Biological process (GO): endosome to lysosome transport; phagosome-lysosome fusion
Cellular component (GO): trans-Golgi network; phagocytic vesicle; Golgi apparatus
Molecular function (GO): GTP binding; GTPase activity
Source: RefSeq, a predicted model, not a curated record
GGCGGUUCCGGGUCCUGUGACUCCCGUGACCGUGUCGCGGCGCACGGAGGGCGAGCGUGGCCUGCAGCCUUGGGGAAGUAUCGCGGCCCCGGGCAGCUCCUCGGCUGGACCGGGGAGCGCGGAGCCCAGCGCAGGCCGAUCCGCGGUGCCCAUGGCGGGCGAGGGCCCCGGGGUACCCGGCGCGACCGCCACCGCGGCGCCCGAGACCCGCGAGCACCUCUUCAAGGUGCUGGUGAUCGGCGAGCUCGGCGUGGGCAAGACCAGCAUCAUCAAGCGCUACGUGCACCAGCUCUUCUCGCAGCACUACCGGGCCACCAUCGGCGUGGACUUCGCGCUCAAGGUCCUCAGCUGGGACCACAGGACUCUCGUGCGCCUGCAGCUGUGGGACAUCGCGGGGCAGGAGCGGUUUGGUAACAUGACCCGAGUGUACUACAAGGAAGCUGUUGGUGCAUUUGUAGUCUUUGAUCUAUCAAGAAGUUCCACGUUUGAGGCCGUCUUAAAAUGGAAAAGUGAUCUGGAUAGUAAAGUUCACCUUCCCAAUGGCAACCCUAUUCCUGCUGUCCUCCUUGCUAAUAAAUGUGACCAGAAGAGGGACAGUAGCCAAAGCCCUUCCCAGCUGGACCAAUUCUGCAAAGACCAUGGCUUCACUGGAUGGUUUGAAACCUCUGCCAAGGAUAACAUAAACAUAGACGAAGCCACCAGGUUCCUAGUGGAGAACAUCCUUGCAAAUGACCAAAACUUUCCUAGAGAAGAAAACGACAUGGACAAAAUUAAACUGGGUGAGGAGCCCUUCACAACCAAACCCAGAUCUCAGUGCUGCUGAUGUGCUCCAGUUCCCAGUAUGUCUGCCUCCAUGGUCCUCAGUGUGUGUUCCAGAAUGUUCCCAGUGCCACUGUUUCCCAUGAAUUGCCCUCAGGUGUCCUCAGGGCCCGCUGCUCAUCUGAAGAUGGAAUAGGUCGGGAGAACUAUUUCCACCAGAGGCUGUGCAACUUACUAGAUGACCCCAGGCCUUUUUUUGUGCUGCCAAAUGGGGGAUACUGUUUACUGCCUUCAAAACAUCUUUGCAAAUCACUUCCAAGUGGUAGCUGUUCAUAUCAGCACUGGGGUGAUAAUGCAACUACCCUGUACUGUUCCCAACAUGUUGGGUCAUUGUCUUUGUCCCCAUAUGCAUCUACCCAGGAAUUCUUUAGACAGUUCACCAAAAAGACUCAAAGGUCCUUUGGAGCUAUUUCCUAUUUAAAACUUUGGUACUUCAUGUAAAAUUUUCAUCCUUAAAUAAUAUGAUUUCAGAAGUCAUGAUUGGUAAUAAUAUAGUCAUGUUAAACCACUAAGAUACCCUUCCUAAUUAGUCAAAAAGCACUGGGCUAGGGAGGUAGCUCAAUGCUGGAGUGUUUGCCUAGAAUGUGAUGUGCUCUGGGUCUGUGGUACUGGAAAAAGAAAUGUUCAUACUAUAUCUGUAUUAUGGGCAUCUCCCUCUGGAUCCAGUGGCUACCACUUAGGAACAACAUAAAUGAUCAUUUCUUAUCUCUUCUCUAUUCUGUGUGUCUGUGUUUAAAACCAGGAGCCUUAUUGCUAUUACACUUGUACUUCUCACUAAGUGGAACUUUUCUUUCUAAAUCUGUUAUAGUCAAGGAGAGAAUUUUUUUUCAAAGCAUAUGCAAUUUAUUUGUUUGUAUACUAUGACAGAUGAAAAAAACACACUAUGUAUCAUUCUGUAUAAGGUGUUGGACAUUUGUUGUAUAAGGCCUGAGAAACCUAAGGCCUAUUCAUGACAUUUGUAUUUCAUUUAAUCCAAUGAAAGAACAGAAUAAAUAUUUUAACCUAA